AUGGACGUUGAUGUCGAAUCACCAGCACGUAAGUACUCGUCUUGCACUUCACAAGAGCAGAAGGUUAAGAAGAAAUUUGAGGUUAGAAAGUGGACCGCCGUGGCGUUCUGGUCGUGGGAUAUCGUUGUUGAGACCUGUGCGAUUUGCAGAAACCAUCUGAUGGAGCCUUGUAUCGAAUGCCAGCCGAACUCGAUGAGUAACUCGUCAAACGAGUGUAUUGCAGCAUGGGGGUCGUGUAACCAUGCCUUCCAUAUGCACUGUAUCUCGAGAUGGUUGAAGACGCGUAACGUUUGUCCCUUGGAUAACAGAGAAUGGCAGUUCCAGAAGUACGGUAAGUAG
Messenger RNA from Williopsis jadinii, 339 nucleotides. It is a transcript of the gene HRT1, whose product is annotated as SCF ubiquitin ligase complex subunit HRT1. NCBI's taxonomy places the organism in Eukaryota, Fungi, Ascomycota, Saccharomycetes, Phaffomycetales, Wickerhamomycetaceae. Bases 1 to 339 code for a protein of 112 amino acids. Gene Ontology annotation, molecular function: zinc ion binding; cullin family protein binding; ubiquitin protein ligase activity. The transcript is spliced from 2 exons. Gene Ontology annotation, cellular component: nucleus; cullin-RING ubiquitin ligase complex. Gene Ontology annotation, biological process: protein ubiquitination; ubiquitin-dependent protein catabolic process. The record is from RefSeq and is a predicted model, not a curated record.